Molecule: messenger RNA, 879 nt
Organism: Coprinopsis cinerea okayama7#130
Lineage: Eukaryota; Fungi; Basidiomycota; Agaricomycetes; Agaricales; Psathyrellaceae
Exons: 6
Coding region: 1-879 (292 amino acids)
Source: RefSeq, a predicted model, not a curated record
AUGUUUCCCUCCUCCAAAAGACUCAGCGCAGUGCUUUCCAGCUUGCUCAUCCUUUCCUCCGAUGUCGCGUAUGGCGUUAAGCGCUACGAGAUUGUCAACAACUGCCCGCUCUCCGCGAACCUUUACAUCAAUCACGAUGCUCAAGGGACUCUGGCAGCAAAUGGUGGAACCGUGACUCGCGAGUACAGCGACGAAUGGGACGGCUACAUCUUCACAGACCUCAACCGAGGGAAUGCCAGGGACCGAGCAGGCACAAUCCGUGCGGGCUUCCUUAACCGAUUCGACUUUUAUUGGAUCUCAUAUGAUCAGAAAUGGCGGAACGUCGGAGUCAGCAUUCAGCCUGUCGACGCGGUUCAGGCCGACGGCUUUUGUCGUCCUUUGGAGUGUCUCGUAGACGCCUGUCCCCAAGGCGCACCAUACGAGCCCCAGAGGUUCCCUCUUCCUUAUGACCCCACCAACGGACCGCCACCAACCCCAAUUUAUGGGUGCCCAGCAACGACCUACAGAGUCACAUUCUGUCCCGACGGAGAGAUACCACACCUCCAGCAGGGACCCAACAACAUCCAUCCAGAGUCGUCGAUGGAAAAAUGCCUAGACGUCAGAGCCGACCUCUUCGAGAACGGUACACCCGUUCAAAUUAACAACUGCGAUGAUAGUCCAGGCCAGAAAUGGGAUAUCAAACGAGGAGGCCAGCAGAUCAGGCUCUAUGGAACGAACUUCUGCCUCGACGCCGGGUCCUCAAGUCCAGAAGAAGGAGCUCAGGUAACAAUCCAGCAAUGCUCCGAAGGAUCUCCUUCCCAGCAGUGGGACUACGGCACCGACGACAGGAUCUCUUUGCCUUCCUCAGGUAAGCGCAUCUCCACGUUAUUGGGCAAAUAA